GAACGGAUCAUACAGCUUCUCGAAUGUUCCGAAAUCUUGAAUUCUUGAAUGACAAUUCCGAGAAGAAAUUAAAUAAUUUAAUUUGUUAUCAUAGUUAUUAUUUUGGGGAAGCUUGCACUCGCUUUACUCGCUUUCGUAAUUUCUUGCUAUCGUAUGUUUACCUGGUCGGGAAAAAUGAACUUGGAAGGGGAAACCGGCGACUAAGAGGCCUCUGAUUUUGUUUACGUGGACAUCAGUAUCGAAGACGAUAAGCAAGUUUUUAUAUUAAAAUGUCUGUUAGCAGUGGAGUAUCAUUCGCAUUGUCGUCAGUUCUGACGGUUCUUGUAUUCUCCGGAAUGCAAAUAUAUAAAUCUUCGCUAGCAUCCUCCCAAUUGUAUACCAUACUAGGAGGAUACAUCGGUUCCAUAUUGUUUAUAUGUAUACUAACUGCCGUAGGAAAUCUAGAAGCCACAAUAUUUGGAAAAUCCUUCCAACAAAAGUUAUUUCCCGAAGUUGUAUUUUCUCUAAUAAUUAGUUUAAUCGCGUCUGGAUUAGUGCAUCGCGUUGCAAUUACAACUUGCUUCUUAUUUUCUAUGGUUGCAUUGUAUUAUAUAAAUCGAAUCUCCCAAGAGACGUACUCUGUACCAGUGCCUGUACCAGUUGGAGUGCAUACAAAGAAGAGAAAAUAAGAAAAACAUACUAAUUUAAUGCAGCUUUUCUACUACAAUAUUGUGCUCAAUCGAAAAUUUUAGGAUUUAAGUAUCUUGCUUUCGAAAGCUCUUAAUCGAUCAUCUACUCAAUGUAUCUGACCAAAUAUGCUUAGUUAUCUUUUUGUAUUAAUAUAUUUCUACCGCUACAAUUGUAGGUAGAUAAGUAAAAUUAAAAUAAAAUGCAUCAUAUACAAAUAUUUUAUAACA
Molecule: messenger RNA, 896 nt
Organism: Megalopta genalis
Lineage: Eukaryota; Metazoa; Arthropoda; Insecta; Hymenoptera; Halictidae
Product: protein KRTCAP2 homolog
Biological process (GO): protein N-linked glycosylation
Source: RefSeq, a predicted model, not a curated record